This is a messenger RNA of Triticum turgidum subsp. durum (durum wheat), 2796 nucleotides long. The record is from the annotation of a GenBank genome assembly. NCBI's taxonomy places the organism in Eukaryota, Viridiplantae, Streptophyta, Magnoliopsida, Poales, Poaceae.
AUGGAGGAAGCUGGUGGGUGUGCGAGGAUGGGUCUGAGAGGGGUGCUGCUCGCUCUGGCCUUGCUGCUCUCGGUGUGCGUGCGAGCAAGCCAUGGACUCACGGACAGCCAGGACACUUCUGUUCUCCGAGCGCUAAUGGAUCAGUGGCAGAACUCGCCGCCGACAUGGGGACAGUCUGAUGAUCCCUGCGGUGUUUCGCCAUGGGAUGGGGUGACAUGCAGCAACAACAGGGUGAUCUCCAUAAAAGUGUCAACCAUGGGCAUCAAAGGACUUCUAGCUGCUGACAUCGGGCAGCUGACCGAGCUGCAAUCCCUGGACCUGUCAUUCAACAAAGACCUUGGAGGUGUGCUCACUCCGACCAUCGGUAAUUUGAAGCAGCUUGCAACCUUGAUUCUGGCAGGUUGCAGCUUUCACGGCAACAUCCCUGAUGAGCUAGGGAGUCUUCCCAACCUAUCUUACAUGGCUCUGAACUCGAAUCAGUUCUCUGGAAAAAUACCAGCAUCUCUGGGCAAUCUCUCCAGCCUCUAUUGGUUUGAUGUCGCCGACAAUCAGCUGACUAGCCCAUUGCCAAUCUCAUCAAACGGGGGAAUGGGUCUAGACAAGCUUACAAAAACCAAACACUUCCACUUCAAUAAGAACCAAUUGUCUGGUCCCAUCCCAGAUGCUCUCUUCAGCCCUGAGAUGACACUGAUUCAUCUGCUUUUCGAUGGAAAUAAAUUCACCGGUGACAUCCCGGACUCUCUUGGGUUUGUUAGUACACUCGAAGUUGUACGGCUGGAUAGAAAUUCCCUCUCCGGCCCAGUUCCAGCGAACCUGAAUAACCUCACCAAAGUAAACGAGCUCAACUUAGCCAACAACCAGCUUAACGGACCGUUGCCCAAUCUAUCUGGGAUGACUCUUCUCAAUUAUGUCGAUCUGAGCAACAACACAUUUGAUCCUUCCCCGAGCCCGCAGUGGUUUUGGAAGUUGCCACAGCUCUCAGCUCUGGUCAUACAAUCCGGAAGACUCUACGGCACGGUGCCGAUGAAGCUGUUCAGCAGCCCGCAGCUGCAGCAAGUCAGGCUGGCCGGGAACCCGGUGUGCGACCACCUGCCGAACACGGCGUACUGCAACGUGACGCAGCACGCGCCUUCGCCGGCGUACACGACGAGUCUGGUGAAGUGCUUCUCGGGGGCGUGCCCGCCGGAGCAGAGCAUGAGCCCGCAGAGCUGCGGGUGCGCGUACCCGUACCAGGGGGUGAUGUACUUCCGCGCGCCCUUCUUCGCGGACGUGGGCAACGGCACUGCGUUCCAGGAGCUGGAGAGCAAGCUGUGGACCAAGCUGGAGCUCUCCCCGGGCUCCGUGGCCCUGCAGGACCCCUUCUUCAACAGCGACUCCUACAUGCAGGUCCAGGUGAAGCUCUUCCCUUCGGGCGGGCCCUACUUCAACCGCACCGAGGUGAUGCGCAUCGGCUUCGACCUCAGCAACCAGACCUUCAAGCCGCCCAAGGAGUUCGGCCCCUACUACUUCAUCGCCUCCCCGUACCCCUUCCCAGAUCGGAACGGGCCGGCGUCCAAGAGCAAGGGCGCCAUCAUCGGGAUCGCGGUUGGCUGCGGCGUCCUGCUCAUCGCGCUCGUCGGAGCUGCCGUCUACGCGUUCAUGCAGAGGCGGCGCGCGCAGAAGGCCACGGAAGAGCUUGGCGGGCCUUUCGCGUCGUGGGCUCGGAGCGAGGAGCGGGGCGGCGCGCCGCGGCUGAAAGGGGCGAGGUGGUUCUCGUGCGAGGAGCUGAAGCGGAGCACCAACAACUUCGCGGAGGCCAACGAGCUGGGGUACGGAGGGUACGGCAAGGUGUACAGGGGCAUGCUGCCCAACGGGCAGUUCAUCGCCAUCAAGAGGGCGCAGCAAGGUUCCAUGCAGGGCGGGCACGAGUUCAAGACCGAGAUCGAGCUGCUCUCCCGGGUGCACCACAAGAACCUCGUCGGCCUCGUCGGCUUCUGCUUCGAGCAGGGCGAGCAGAUGCUCGUCUACGAGUACAUGUCCGCCGGCACGCUGCGCGACAGCCUCACCGGGAAGAGCGGCCUGCAUCUCGACUGGAAGAAGCGGCUCCGGGUGGCGCUGGGCGCGGCCCGCGGCCUCGCCUACCUGCAUGAGCUCGCCGACCCGCCCAUCAUCCACCGGGACGUCAAGUCCAGCAACAUCCUCAUGGACGAGCACCUCACCGCCAAGGUCGCCGACUUCGGCCUCUCCAAAUUAGUGUCUGAUAGCGACAAGGGGCACGUCAGCACCCAAGUCAAAGGAACGCUGGGUUAUCUGGACCCCGAGUACUACAUGUCCCAGCAACUCACCGAGAAGAGCGACGUCUACAGCUUCGGUGUGGUCAUGCUCGAGCUGAUCAUCGCCAGGCAGCCGAUCGAAAAGGGGAAGUACAUCGUCAGGGAGGCCAAGAGGGUUUUCGACGCUGCCGACGCCGAGUUCUGCGGCCUCAGGGGCAUGAUAGACUCCAGGAUCAUGAACACCAACCAUCUCGCCGCGUUCAGCAAGUUCGUGCAGCUGGCCCUCCGGUGCGUGGAGGAGGGCGCCGCCGCCCGACCUUCGAUGAGCGACGUCGUCAAGGAGAUCGAGAUGAUGCUGCAGAGCGAGGGGCUCAGCAGCGCCUCGACAUCCGCCUCCACGUCUGCGACGGACUUUGACGUCACUAAAAGCGCUCCUCGCCACCCUUACAACGACCCUCUCCCAAAGGAGAAGGACAUGAGCACAGACUCAUUCGACGACUACAGCGGAGGAUAUUCCUUCCAGUCAAAGGUCGAACCAAAGUAG